UCACUCGUUGAGUCGUUGGUGGAGUGACAGUGUGUCCACUUUGUUAAGCCAAAGAUAAAUAAUCAAUAAAUCUUAAAAGUGCGUUGUAAAUUGUUGCUUUCUACGUAAAUAGCACAAAAUGGGUCGUACCUGUGAUAUCAUUGGAUGCACAAAUUCAAAUUACAAGACGGAAAAAUUAAGCUAUCACAGUUUACCAUCAAAUGAACUUUUGAGAGGAAAAUGGCUAGAGGCCAUUAGUGCAAAUGGAGGAUUUCGGCAGUCUAAAACGAGAAAGAAAGCGCACAACUGCGACAACACAUAUAUUUGUGGGGAACAUUUUUCAGAAGACUGCUACAUUCCGACAUCAAAGCAGAAACAUCUAAAACCUACCGCUGUCCCAACAUUCCCUCCAACAAAGAAACAAAAGUGUUUAGAAAACAACAGUUCAGAUGAUGCCACAGAAGGUUAUGUUCACAAGAGUGAAAGCCCAUUUCAAGGGACACCUGAAACAUCUGGAGAUGAAUCACCACCCAAAACUAAACGAGCUUCUAAAUCAAAGAAAAAGAAAGCUGUAGAAAAAUCCAGGAAGAAAAAAUCUCCAGUUCUGUCAGAUAUUGUGAUAACAAAUAUUAUUGAUCAAUAUAGAGAGACUGUUACUCAUGGUGAAGAAGAGUUUACCAUCAGAUGUACUUCUUCUCAAAAUUCAUCGGUUGACGGAGAGGAAUCUGUGGGCACCCUCAAGCAAUUGGAGAGAGAUAUCGAAAAUGGCUUCCGGACAUUGGAAAUGCUUGACAGUUAUUUGCAGCGAAUAUUUAAGGAUAAGCAAGAACUUGAGCUUGGAGAAUCCUUGGCGCAUUUGACGGUGCAAAAGGAAGAAACUCAACAGCAGCUGAUCCAUAGAAGAGAAGAAAAAUUGACAAAAGAAAUGGCUUGGACAGAAGAACAAAAGUCUGUCUAUGAACUCCAACAGAAUUUGCUCAGCGACGAUAAAAACACGGAGCACUUGAGAGAAAUGGAAAAAAUCUUGUCCGAAAGGGAAGAAGAAAUCAAACAGUUGAGAAAUUUGACCAAUGACGAGAUAUUCGUCCUGGAGGAAAAAGUAAAAGAUCUUGACCGACGAAUCUCUGAAUUCCAAGACAAUCGCUCGACUAAACUGGAAGAACUACUCAACCAAGAAUCGACUUUGCAAAUAAAAAAGAAGGAUCUCAUUGAAGAUCUAAAGCAAAAAGUCGAGGAGUCAAAAGUGCUUGAAAUUAAGUUAAUCCAAAAUAAAGCUGCAGAAAGAUUUAAUAAAUUAGAUCGGUACACUUCUUAGUGUUCAGACUUUAGGCGGGAAGUAUUUGAAAAUGUGGGUCCAAAUAUAUGUACUGAAUACAUAUUCAACUAAAUACACAGAUUUUUAAAUGA
Molecule: messenger RNA, 1386 nt
Organism: Daphnia pulicaria
Lineage: Eukaryota; Metazoa; Arthropoda; Branchiopoda; Diplostraca; Daphniidae
Product: cytadherence high molecular weight protein 2-like
Exons: 4
Coding region: 119-1294 (391 amino acids)
Molecular function (GO): sequence-specific DNA binding
Source: RefSeq, a predicted model, not a curated record